Astyanax mexicanus (Mexican tetra) is the source of this 1309-nucleotide messenger RNA. RefSeq names its product urotensin-2 receptor. The transcript is spliced from 2 exons. Gene Ontology annotation, biological process: neuropeptide signaling pathway; blood vessel diameter maintenance; regulation of blood pressure. NCBI's taxonomy places the organism in Eukaryota, Metazoa, Chordata, Actinopteri, Characiformes, Acestrorhamphidae. Gene Ontology annotation, cellular component: membrane. Bases 79 to 1158 code for a protein of 359 amino acids. The record is from RefSeq and is a predicted model, not a curated record. Gene Ontology annotation, molecular function: urotensin II receptor activity.
CACCUCGCGCCCGCGAAGAGCGCAUCGCAGGAUAGGAUAAGGGGGGCUCAUCGCUCCGGCUGCAUCCUCAGGAGCGCCAUGAAUGCGAGCCGGUCCGGCGGGGGCGCCGCGAGCUCCAGCGCGAGCUCCGUGGACGAGCUGGUGAUCACCUCCACCUUCGGCACGCUGCUGUCCCUCGUGUACGUGGUCGGGGUCUCGGGCAACGUGUACACGCUGGCCGUGAUGUGCCACUCCAUCCGCUUCGCCACGUCCAUGUACAUCUCUAUCAUCAACCUGGCCCUGGCGGACCUGCUGUACCUCUCCACCAUCCCGUUCGUGGUGUGCACCUACUUUCUCAAGGACUGGUACUUCGGGGACGUGGGCUGCCGCAUCCUCCUGAGCCUGGACCUUCUCACCAUGCACGCCAGCAUCUUCACGCUCACGGUGAUGUGCACGGAACGUUACCUGGCCGUCACCAAGCCUCUGGACACGGUCAAGCGCUCCAAGAGCUACAGGAAAGCCAUGGCGUGGGGCGUGUGGCUCCUGUCCCUGCUUCUCACCCUGCCCAUGAUCAUCAUGGUCAACCAGACCACUAGAAAGGCCGCGGACGGGGGUCUCAAGCGCAUGUGCGCACCCACCUGGGCGCCUCAGGCGUACAAGAUCUACCUGACUGUGCUCUUCUGCACCAGCAUUAUGGCACCGGGGCUCAUCAUCGGCUACCUGUACACGCGCCUGGCCAGGACGUACCUGGAUUCCCAGAGGUCCUCGGCCAUCAACAAAGGCAGCAGCAACAAGCGCUCUCCAAAGCAGAAGGUGCUGAUCAUGAUCUUCACCAUCGUGCUGGUAUUCUGGGCUUGCUUCCUACCCUUCUGGAUCUGGCAGCUCCUGCCCCUGUACCACCAGCCCCUCAGGCUGGCCUCGCACACGCACACGUGCAUCAACUACCUGGUGGCGUGUCUGACCUACAGCAACAGCUGCAUCAACCCCUUCCUCUACACCUUACUGACCAAGAACUACAGGGAGUACCUCAAGAACCGCCACAAGAGCUUCUACCGCUACACGUCCUCCUUCAAGAAGCGGCCGCCCAGCUUGUACUCGUGGGGAAAGUCCGCGUCCUCCAGCAACCAGUUCGAGUUCAACUCCGAGACGCUGGUGAUGGCGCAGUUGAAGCUGCAGUGAGGCGAGGACGGGCUGAAGUGAUGGGACAGGGAAACACAGAGCACAGAGCAGCCGUGCUGAGGGCUCCAGCAAGGUGCAAAUCUCCGAAGCUGAAGAGGGACCCUACGGCAAAGUGGGGUCAGCAAUCCCGUGAUCGGGGUCACACGUGAAG